Molecule: messenger RNA, 3604 nt
Organism: Microtus ochrogaster (prairie vole)
Lineage: Eukaryota; Metazoa; Chordata; Mammalia; Rodentia; Cricetidae
Gene: Fam131b
Product: family with sequence similarity 131 member B
Exons: 5
Coding region: 367-1329 (320 amino acids)
Source: RefSeq, a predicted model, not a curated record
GCACAGAAUGGAAACAACCCAAUCCCUGACCCCUCCCUCUCCAUGUAAACAACACCAGAGAGGGCCAGGAAGCAUUUUUUCCUAAGCGUGCUGUUCCCCAUUGAGCUGAAAAUGAGUGUUUUGUUUCACUUAUUUCUCUCACCGAAAAUUUAUGGAUGGAAAAGACAUAGAAGGAAAUGGGUAGCCAGAAGGCAUGGCACUGGUGGGCAGGUGUGGAAGGGCUGGACCCUAGGCUCUGUCUUUUAUGGGAAGGGAGCAAACAGAGAUCCAGGGGAAUGAGGGCGAGCAACUAACCUUCUGGCUGCUUCAGGGAAUGAAGUGAUUGCUGUGGACUGGAAAGGCCUCAAGGAUGUCGAUCAGAUCAACAUGGACAGCACCAGCUCACUGCAUGGCAGCAGCCUCCAUCGACCUUCCACGGAGCUCUCCAUGGAGGACACCACUUCCAUCCUUCCGAAGCUUAAGCGAAACUCUAAUGCCUAUGGCAUUGGGGCCCUGGCCAAGUCAUCAUUCUCAGGGAUCUCGAGAAGCAUGAAGGACCAUGUGACAAAGCCUACAGCCAUGGGGCAAGGCCGGGUGGCCCACAUGAUUGAGUGGCAGGGCUGGGGAAAGGCCCCAACAAUUCAGCCACAACACAGCCAUGAGGCUGUGCGCAGGGAUACAGAUGCUUACUCUGACCUCAGCGACGGCGAGAAGGAGGCACGUUUCCUAGCAGGUGUCAUGGAACAGUUUGCUAUUUCUGAGGCUACACUUAUGGCCUGGUCUUCCAUGGAUGGUGAGGACAUGAGUGUCAAUUCUACCCAGGAGCCACUGGACUGCAACUACAGUGACAACUACCAGGAGCUGAUGGAGAGUCAGGAUGCAUUAGCUCAAGCCCCCAUGGAUGGAUGGCCUCACUCCUACGUGUCACAGGGGAUGUACUGCCUGGGGUCAUCAGAUGCCUGGGAAGCAAGUGAUCAGUCCCUCAUUGCAUCUCCAGCUACAGGAUCCUAUCUUGGCCCUGCAUUUGAUGACUCACAGCCCAGCCUGCAUGACAUAGGGCCUUCCCAACCUGCUUCAGGAUACUCUGCUCAGGAGCCUCCACCUUUGUUGGGGGUAGACACUGACUGGGCACCAGAGGUUGGUGGGGUGGACCUGGCUAGGGGUUCUGUAGAGGAAGAGAAGAGACCACUGGCCCCUGAGGAGGAAGAGGAUGCAGGAUGCCGGGACCUGGAGUCACUUUCUCCACGAGAAGAUCCGGAGAUGUCCACCGCUCUUAGCCGGAAGGUGUCUGAUGUCACAUCCUCAGGUGUGCAGUCCUUUGAUGAGGAGGAGGGGGACACCAACAACUAGCUUCUUCCCAUCCCACUGACCUGAGGGGCAUGGCUGCAACCCAUACCCUCUCAAGCUCCAGCAGCACAGAUGAAACCCGGGCAGAAGACAGCAGGGAACCGCGAGCUUCCAGCCCUCACCAGCCCGCUAGCACCCUGGAAAGUGAAGGACCAGCAGGGGGUUUUAUCUAGGCUUGUACUCCAGAAACCAUCAUUCCAGGAACUGAGACCCAGGCAAAAUUAGGUGGCUAUGAACCUGGCAUGAUGGUGGGAGAUGAGCCAUAGCUAUGGUUCUUGGGUCCAUGCCCAGGUGCGCCGUGCUGAACGCCGAAUCUCAGUUCUUACACCCCUGAUUUCGUCUUCCAGGAGCCUUGGCUGUGCUGUCUGAAUGCCUCCUUUCUCCAUUUCACUCUUGCUUUCCUGAUUCUGUUUUUUCUGGCCAUGGCAUCAGUGCUUCUCCGCUGUGGGAAGCAGGCCUCAGGGCUGUUGGACAUGGCUUGGUGGGGACGGCAGAGUGGCCUGAACAGCCCUUCUGUGUUUAACAUAGACAGUGUGCCUGAUUCAGGCAUUCUUUGGCUUCUGGGAUCGGGAGCCAAGGACGAGAUGGACAUGGCAGCUGGGAAUGACAGGGGUCACAGUAUGAUUCUUCAUCCCAAAGCCUACUCAGAGGCAAGAGGGUCACCAAUGAGACAAAGAAUAAACAGCCACUUAAAUGCCCUGUGGCUAGAAGGGGGACCUUAAGGAUCUGGGAGAAGGCCCCAUGGGGUUGGCUACUCUAGCUUCCCUUUCUGCCUUCUUCCACCCAUGCCUGAGGAGGGGGAGUGGGAACCAGUCUCAGAUUGUUGACCUCGGAUUGCAGUGUCCCAUCAACGGGGGUACCACGAGGGCUGGGCCUCCCUCUACCUUCCCCUAAUUCUCUGGAGCUGUUUACACUUUUCUCUUUGCCUUUUCUACAUUUUUAUAACUUCUUGGGGACUCAGGGUUGAGCAGAGUGGAGUGGGAAGUCUGGUGCUGUCACUGCCUUGGCUGGGCUGGUGGCUGAGGGCCAGCAUGGACACUGGAUGGGCCAGGGUGGACACUGGAUGGGCCAGGGUGGACACUGGAUGCUUUUGCGUUUGUGUCGGCUGUUCCCCCGGGCUCCUCCAUCCAUCAUUACUUACGGGACAGGUUGUUGCGAGACAUAGGCUUGCCCUCCCACACCUCCUUUGCCCCCCCCCCCCCGAUUCGGAGUGGACUGUGGGGACAGGAAGCAGCAGCAAGUCGGUGCAGUAUUGCUAUGAAUGGGCUGGAGCAGCCACAGCCUCAAUCUGGCCCUUGGCAUAAGCAGAGAUUUGAUAGGAGACGCCCAAGCUUGCCACCCUCUUUUUCUUCUUCCUCCUGUCUGUUUAUGGCUCCAGUUCCAAGGCUUCGUGUCCUACUAUAACUGUCAGGGGUCCUGAACUACUCCCUCACCCACAGGAACAAUGAGGUUCAGAGUUGGCGUGAUCUUGUUCUUCCGUGACUCUGUCCUGCACCGUAUUCAUACACUGAAGUGUAACCAGAGUAGGGGAGGGGAUGCAUUGGAUCCUGGGGUCGGGUCAUGGAGGAAACACGGGAGUAGACCUGGAGAGCCAAGGUAGUGACUAGUCACUCAGCUCAUCUAACGCUGCCUGAAUGGGAGAAGAUACCUCGUGUUUGCUAGUGUUGUGCUUUAGCCUAUCAGGACCUCAUUUCUCGGACUAGGAAGGGCUAGCCUGCCAACCCUGGCAACUGCCCCUAACCCCUGGUCUCCUGUUCUAGCCCCCUGGGACUUGCAUGUUCAAGCUAACCUACUCCAAGGGUCUCUCUGCCUUGUCUAUUCUAUCAACAUGUGUCUCAUCUCAGUGACCCCGCAUUCUUCCCCCAGGUGAAGGUGGACAUCGAGUCCAGAGAGUAGGUUCAUUCACUUUGGUUCCCUUUUGCUCAGGGCCCUGGAGAGUUAGGAAGACUAAACUAAAGCAGCUUUCUUUACUCCUUCCAUUCCUCAAGGAAGCCAAAUGGUCCCCAGUGAAAGACUACAAAAGACCUGAAGGAGCCUUGUAGGGUCUGUACCUGAGCAGGGGCUUGGUUUCCCCAGGCUGCUGGCAUACUGCCACAGAGGCAGGUGAGGCCCGCCCCACUCUGGAGAGAGAAGACUCAAGGAGCUGACUCAGAACCAUGUUGAACUCUUUUGGAGGGAGGGACCACCUCUCUGGUGCUGGGGCAGGGUGCAUGGGGGUUUGCUUCUAGCCUACUUUAAGGGGAGGGGUGGGGCAUGUGCAGGAAGAGGCUGUUAGGGG